This is a messenger RNA of Penicillium cataractarum, 222 nucleotides long. Its product is annotated as L-xylulose reductase. Lineage: Eukaryota; Fungi; Ascomycota; Eurotiomycetes; Eurotiales; Aspergillaceae. The transcript is spliced from 2 exons. The record is from RefSeq and is a predicted model, not a curated record. Bases 1 to 222 code for a protein of 73 amino acids.
AUGCCGAUCCCCAUCCCAUCAGCCGACCGAUUGGUCGAUCUGUUCAGCCUAAAGAAUAAGGUUGCCGUCAUUAACGGUGCCUCUGGAGCCCAAGGAAUCGGCUUCGAGGCAGCCUUGAUCAUCACCUACUUCAACCGAGAGGAACAAGCCAAGGAGAACGCCGCUAGUCUUAGUGAAGAGUUCAACGUCAAAGCAGCCGCCUACCACUGUGAUGUCACGUAA